AAGUGAUAAAAGUUUCAGUGUACUCAAAUCUGUGAUUCAGUAGUGACCUCAAGAACAACCAUCUCUUUAAAAUGCUGAUAUUAUCACAUUUGUUCAUAAUUGCACUGGCAGCGAUUUUGCAUACCAGUGACGCUGGUGUCUCAAUGCAUAAUCCAUUCUACUGUUAUUCGGAAGAUCCGAUUAAACCACAAAUUGGAAUGUUUGGUACAAAAUCCACAUACGAAACGAGCCGGGGCCGAAAUAUAGAUCCAAAUGUAUCAACUUGUACGCCGUCUAAGUUUUGGUUACUAAGUAGGCACGGUACACGUUUACCAUCGGGAUCAGAUCUGCGUCGAAUUUUUGAACAUUCUGAGCGACUACACAGGGAAAUACUGUCCAACUACGAUCAGGGAAAGACGUCACUUUGUGCAUCGGACAUGGAAUUAAUUCGACCCUGGAGAUUUGAUCCGAACAUAACCGCAGAUGUUGAUCAAUAUCUAGUUGUUGCCGGUUGGAAUGAGUUACAAGGUUUAGGACAACGAUAUCAGGCUGCUUUUCCUACACUCUUGCCGUCGACGUACUCACGCAAUGAUUAUUUCUUCCGCACAACCGAUAGACAAAGAACCCUGGCCAGUCUUCGAGCUUUUGCGGAUGGUUUAUUCGGGUAUAAUGGAUACGAGCAAGUUCAAUUUGAAGAAGUCCCACAACAGGAUUACCUGUUAAGACCAUACGACUUGUGUCCACUUUAUGACGAGGUCGUCGAAGAACCGGUGGAACAAAAUGCAUUUGUUGAGGGACCUGAAUACCAGGAAAUGAUUGCACAAGUGAGUGCUAAGUUAGGUUUCCACGGUUCGCAUACAUUGAGAGCCGUUGAAGUGGAAACACUGAUUACCAUCUGCAGAUAUGAGCAAAUAUGGGAUCUCAAUUCAACGUCCCCGCUAUGCGGGGGCUUUUCUGUUGCAAACCAUCAAGUCCUGGAAUAUUUUGAAGAUCUUGAGUACUAUUGGAAGGUUGGCUUCGGUCACCGAAACUAUCGACGACUUUUCGAAAACCUAAAUUGCAACCUGAUGCAAGACUUUCUAAACUUUAUCCGAACGAAUGAAGUUACCGACCAUAAAGCUCGAAUUUUUAGUACUCACUCAACGAUUCUGCAAUUAAUUCUGGUAACGCUCGGUGUUUUCGAAGACGAGGUUCAGUUGACUCGUCACAAUUUUGCACUACAAACAAAUAGAUUAUGGAAGUCAAGUCUGGUCGCACCAAUGGGUACAAACGUAGCAGUUAUUCGAUAUGACUGCGAAGAUGGCGAUAAUGAUCUACUCUUUUUGUUCAAUGAAAAACCGCUGCAAAUAGCUGGAUGUGCAGCAAAUGGAGUAUGUAAGCAGUCAUUAAUUCUGGAAAGAUUCAGCCGCUUUUUGGAAGGAAAUUGCAUGGAGAUCUUUUGUAGGAAUUCUUGAAGACUCAGGAAUAAAAUAUUGAUAGAUUAGUCGACAGA
This is a messenger RNA of Bradysia coprophila, 1471 nucleotides long. Its product is annotated as multiple inositol polyphosphate phosphatase 1-like. The record is from RefSeq and is a predicted model, not a curated record. Gene Ontology annotation, molecular function: inositol phosphate phosphatase activity; acid phosphatase activity. NCBI's taxonomy places the organism in Eukaryota, Metazoa, Arthropoda, Insecta, Diptera, Sciaridae.